AUGCCUAUGAACUUCUCGGAUGCCGCACGCCGAGGCGUCGGAACACCUGCUGUCGGCGAUGGCUUCCCCAACCCUGACGUCUUCGAUGGCUUCCACUUGUACCCGGGCGAAACCGUCAUAAACCAAGCCAAGCACAACGGGCAACGCCGGCAGCAACUUCCACGUCUUUGGAAAUGA
Anthostomella pinea is the source of this 177-nucleotide messenger RNA. NCBI's taxonomy places the organism in Eukaryota, Fungi, Ascomycota, Sordariomycetes, Xylariales, Xylariaceae. The record is from the annotation of a GenBank genome assembly.